Messenger RNA from Etheostoma spectabile (orangethroat darter), 858 nucleotides. It is a transcript of the gene brcc3, whose product is annotated as BRCA1/BRCA2-containing complex, subunit 3. Gene Ontology annotation, biological process: DNA repair; protein K63-linked deubiquitination. Gene Ontology annotation, molecular function: metallopeptidase activity; cysteine-type deubiquitinase activity; protein binding. The transcript has 4 exons. The record is from RefSeq and is a predicted model, not a curated record. The coding region runs from base 39 to 818 and encodes 259 amino acids. Gene Ontology annotation, cellular component: BRISC complex; BRCA1-A complex. Lineage: Eukaryota; Metazoa; Chordata; Actinopteri; Perciformes; Percidae.
CGUAUUUCUCAGCUAGACGGCUGCCUCUGUGAGACAUUAUGGCGGUGAGCGCCGUCCACCUGGAGUCAGACGCCUUUCUGGUGUGUAUGAAUCACGCGUUGAGCACAGAAAAAGAAGAGGUGAUGGGUUUGUGCAUCGGAGAAGUGGAACUCAGCCGUAUCGUCCAUAUUUACUCGGUCAUCAUCCUCCGGCGCUCGGACAAGAGGAAGGACCGGGUGGAGAUCUCCCCCGAGCAGCUGUCCGCGGCCUCCACAGAGGCGGAGAGGCUGGCCGACAUAACCGGCAGGCCGAUGCGGGUGGUCGGCUGGUACCACUCCCAUCCGCACAUCACCGUGUGGCCCUCCCACGUCGACGUGAGGACCCAGGCCAUGUACCAGAUGCUGGACCAGUGCUUUGUGGGCCUCAUCUUUUCCUGCUUCAUAGAGGACAAGAACACCAAGACGGGCCGGGUGCUGUACACCUGCUUCCAGUCCGUGCAGGCGCAGAAGGGCUCCGAGUACGAGCGCGUGGAGAUCCCCAUCCACGUCGUGCCCCGCGAAGCCAUCGGUAAGGUGUGCCUGGAGUCGGCCGUGGAGCUGCCGCGGAUCCUGUGUCAGGAGGAGCAAGACACGUACCGCAAGAUCCACAGCCUGGCGCACCUGGACCCCGUCACCAAGAUCCACAACGGCUCGGUGUUCACCAAGAACCUGUGCAGCCAGAUGUCGGCGGUGAGCGGGCCGCUGCUGCAGUGGCUGGAGGACCGGCUGGAGCAGAACAAGCAGAGCAUCGUGGAGCUGCAGCGGGAAAAGGAGAGGCUGUUGCUGGAGCUGGCUCUGUGAGCCGCCCGGGGGGGACACUGACGAGGGAAAGAUUAUUUUU